This is a messenger RNA of Marmota monax (woodchuck), 612 nucleotides long. RefSeq names its product THO complex subunit 7 homolog. The coding region runs from base 1 to 546 and encodes 181 amino acids. NCBI's taxonomy places the organism in Eukaryota, Metazoa, Chordata, Mammalia, Rodentia, Sciuridae. The transcript has a single exon. Gene Ontology annotation, biological process: mRNA processing; mRNA export from nucleus. Gene Ontology annotation, cellular component: THO complex part of transcription export complex. The record is from RefSeq and is a predicted model, not a curated record.
AUGGGAGCCGUGACUGAAGACAAAGUGAUACGGAAGCGUCUCCUUAUUGAUGGAGAUGGUGAUGGAGAUGAUCGAAGAAUUAAUUUGCUAGUGAAAAGAUUCAUUAAGUGGUGCAACUCUGGAUCCCAGGAGGAAGGAUAUAGCCAGUACCAAUGGAUGCUGAGUACACUAUCUCAUUGUGAAUUUUCAAUGGGCAAAACUUUGCUGGUGAAUGACAAAAAUCUCAGAGAAAUGGAAAAUUAUGAAAAAAUUUACAAAGAAAUAGAAUGUAGCAUAGCUGGAGCUCAUGAAAAAAUUGCUGAGUGCAAAAAGCAGAUUCUUCAAGCAAAACGAAUACGAAAAAAUCGCGAAGAAUAUGAUGCUUUGGCAAAAGUGAUCCAGCAUCAUCCAGACAGGCAUGAGACUUUAAAAGAAUUAGAGGUUCUUGGAAAAGAAUUAGAGCAUCUUUCACAUAUUAAAGAAAGCAUUGAAGAUAAGCUAGAAUCCACACGAAAACAGUUUCAUGUUCUUCUUAGUACUAUCCAUGAACUUCAGCAAACAUUGUAAAAUCAUGUAAAGCUCUCAGAAGUAGAAGAAGCUCAAGAAACAAGCAUGGAAGCAGAUCCUAAGCCA